Molecule: messenger RNA, 1224 nt
Organism: Neocloeon triangulifer
Lineage: Eukaryota; Metazoa; Arthropoda; Insecta; Ephemeroptera; Baetidae
Product: 3'-5' exoribonuclease 1-like
Exons: 6
Coding region: 222-1070 (282 amino acids)
Biological process (GO): exonucleolytic trimming to generate mature 3'-end of 5.8S rRNA from tricistronic rRNA transcript (SSU-rRNA, 5.8S rRNA, LSU-rRNA)
Molecular function (GO): nucleic acid binding; 3'-5'-RNA exonuclease activity
Source: RefSeq, a predicted model, not a curated record
UCGGCGCCGCUCGCCCGCAAUCCGCAAUGAAAUGAAAGCAUGAACAUUUUGAGAUUUGAGAAGUUCGCAUUUUAGCGGAUUCCGAAUUCCUAUAUAAUCGAAAUUUGCAUCAUGUCAACAGGAUUUUUUAUAUUUGACGUUACAUUAAUUUUAAUAUGUCUUUUGAUGUAAAUUCUUUGCUAAGUGAAAGUGAUAAAAGUCUCAGAAUUUAACCAAUCAAAAUGGCUGAAGCCCUUGAGAAUAAGUCUGCCCUGCAAGCUAAGAAGUUGGACUCUAAAAAACUUUCCAAGCUCAACAGGGAGAUAAACAAUCUCAGUCUGCAGGAUGCUCAACUGAAGCUUCAGCUAAAAGGUGCCAACGACCGAGGAUCUGUGGAAGUCCUCAGGAAAAGACUGAAAGCCUUAGCUAACCCCAGGAAGCCCUCAACGUCCGGUCUGCAGGAAGACCAGCUGCCUUUUUAUGUUGUCAUCGACUUCGAAGCCACAUGUGAACAAGAGAGGGACAACAGCUUUCCUCAUGAAAUUAUAGAGUUUCCAGCCCUGUUAAUAGACACACGAAAGAAAGAGAUUGUGGACCAAUUUCACAUGUUCUGCAAACCAAAGCUCAACCCCACUCUCUCCGAGUUUUGCAUUUCUUUAACUGGAAUUACUCAGGAUGUAGUAGAUUCUGCAGAGCCAUUUUCGAGCGUGCUGGCCAAGUUCGAUGAGUGGCUCAAGAGCCACGGUCUCGUUGGUGCAAAAAGAAAGCACAAGUUCAGCUUUGUCACUGAUGGGCCCUGGGACUUUUCAAAAUUUCUUCUUGGCCAGUGCAAGCUGACUGAAGUACCUUUCCCCACGUACUGCCGAAAGUACAUAAAUCUACAACGAGCAUUCGCAUCUCAUUACAAAUGUAGAAAGACAUCUCUGAAUGGAAUGCUUCAACAUCUGGCCUUAGAAUUUGAGGGUCGUCAGCAUUGUGGACUGGACGACGCUAAGAAUAUUUCCAGAAUCUUGGUUGUGCUUAUUAGUGAAUUUUGUUCCCUUGUGCCAAAUGAACGUUGCAGUGCAGACGGUCAUGUGCACCACAUUUGAAGAUGAAAAAACCUCAGACUUGGUAGGUUUGCACCUUUAGACUGGAUCAGCUGUGCAAAGAGCAGUUGAUUAUGACAUCGAUAAAGAAAAAAAAAAUGACAAAGGUGUUUCAUAAUCACGCCAACAAAUCUCCCCAAAUUUUGUAACUUAUGAU